ACAGUGUGUCAAGAUCACUUGAUCUCGUCUGUGCCUUCACCUCGAACGCGUCGAGGAGCGAUUGUUGCUUCUUUUUCCACCAGGCAGCAGGAGAGAGGCGAGCUCUCGAGCUACAAAGCAGAGAAUUUCAACGAACCGGCCAGGAACAGAAGCCACGAGAGAGGAGGACCUUCCGCAGAAGCAGAGAAGAGGAGGCGCUGUGUAGUACAGGCGUUUCUUCGAGAGGGCAAUCGAGUGUCGCGAAAUCGAUAGCCGGCAUUUGUGUGCAGCGACGGAUGUGAUCUCGUUACCCUCUGCGAAACCGAUCGAAACCGCGAACCGGAAGGUCAUGGUGUCUGGUUUACGCGCGAUCAGAGCCUCGCAACGUUUGACGAGCUUUUUGGCCUGGAAUUCGUGACGUCACCGGAACAAGUGAUAGUUGACUCGCGAGGUGAAUUUCCUGGCACCGGAAGAGGUGACAAGUUUCAUGUGACACUUUCGUGACGAGUAGAAUUUUCUCUCCGUUCCGCGAGGAAGAACCGCUUUCAACAUUUGAGGAUGCAGCCAGGGGUGACAGUGGUUCUGGCCACGAUCUGGCUAGCGUUGUACGCGAACGUGGUGGGGACAGCCAGCCUCCAUCCCUCCCGCCUUACCCUCGAUCAAUACACCCCUUUAGCCACACACCACCGGCAGCAUGGAGUUUAUCGAAGAGUUGAGGGCCAACUGGACUGGAAGGAUCAGAAUCCUGCCGAGAAUCAGCCGUUCGACCUUUCGAUCGUCCCGCGAAGGUCGAUCACGACGAGCGCCACCGGUUCCCAGGAAGAAUCCUUCAAAGGCAAGUACCUUGAAAAGGACUCGAUGCUCCGUCGGUCAGGGAACAACGCCGGCGACGAUUUUUCACCUUUAGUCGAAGAUAAGCAGUUCAGUAAUUCUGUCGGAGAAGGAUUCGCAGAGGAGAAAAGCGACGGCAGAGGUACAAAGGGUCAAAAAUCAGUGUCGCGUGAGCUGCUUCCACCAUCCGAAUUGGAGAACCCUCCUGUAGCCGACGGUACGUUCCAAGAUCAAGGACCAAGCUCCGUAGAAAUAUACAAAUUGGACCCGCACCAAGAAAAGUCUCCGCUAAGCCCGACGCCUAUCACGAGAAUCAUGUCGAAGAGCAAAAGCAAGACGUACAAGAAGACCAACCAUUUGUACUCGAAAGGCAAGACGACGGAAUACAAAGUUAACAGCCCGAAAAUGUUCCACAAACAAUCUAACUCGUUCGACGACUUUGGCACAGAGAUUCUCUCGAACCAUGACCCGUUCAGUAUAGGCGGAGUGCCUGAAUUACAGGUGGGUUGCGAGGGAUUGGAGGCGUCUGAUCAAAACAAAGAGAAGAGGUCGAUAGCCUCCCUCGUCAGAGAUAAGAAUUCAAAGGAGGCAGAGCCAUGGGUGGCUGUAACUCCGAUAUCCUUGGACCUCGACUACGAGCUUUCCGGCGAAGAAGGCUACGAGGAGAUGGAUGAACUGUUCAAGUUGAAGAAAUUAGAGACCACUACGAAAGGGCUGAAGCAGAAUAGGGGUGAUAUGGAGGCGAUUCUUCACUCAAACUUCUUUGACGACAAAAGGCGCACGGACAAAUUACCUGUCCGCGGGGACUUGGGCAAGUCUAGCGUGAACAACGAGUCAACUGUUCUGCCGGUGACAUUCGACCACGGUAAUCAGGAGGCACAAGAAAAGGCAACCAGCGGGGCUUUGCAUUUUGAUAAAGGGAAGCAAGGCCUUCGCAGCGAGGCGAAAUCUGCCGAUAGUUCUGCAACGGGAACUAAUCAGCGUCGGAAGAUGUUAUGGUUCGACGAUUCCGACGUCGCCGUGCAACCGGAGAAUGAAAGACGCCGCAAACGUGGAAUUUGGGGCUUCGCGGAAGAUGAAGGUGUGGUGUCGAGCGACGAGCUGCAAACAGCGAACAGUAGACGAAGGCAGGACUACGAGAGAAGGAGGGAGGAGGAGGAGGAGGAAAGGAGACGACAGGAAGAAGCAAAGAGACGGCAGAAGGAAGCACAGAGACGAAGUUACUAUCAGAAUCGAACUAAUUCCGACAUAGAAGCGAUCAAGGACGAGUACGAAAAAUUUCUGGAACAGAAGCAGAGGCAAGAAGAGGAAAGACAACGGCGAUUACAGCAGAUGACACAAAGAUCGGCGCCGAACAGGUGGCAGCAGGAGGAAGAACAGAGACGACGUUUGGAAGAAGAUAUAGCAAGAAGAAAUCAAUGGCUGAACGAAGAACGCAGGAGACAAGAGUUAGAAGCAAGUCGAAGGACGGUUAAACCACAGACGUCCUUCCUCCAAGAGGCGGAAGAAAAACAGCGAAGGCUCAGACAAGAAGAAGAAAGACGUAGAAGACAGCUGGAGGCGAGAAGAAGAGAGUGGAUGUUGAAGAUAAGGCAACAGGAGGAAGCAGAGAGAAAACGUCAACAGCAAAGUAGGAACGAACCUUCCAAUUUAUUGAAUCCCACGCGAGCUGCGCCGAGUGCAAGUAGACCUUACGACGCAGAAACAGAGAAGCGAGUAAGAGAGCAGCAAGAAAGAGAACGUCUGCGAGAAGUGAACGAGUACAUCCAGAGUAAUCAGCCGAUCAACGUGAAUAGUCCCGCAGAUCGGCAAAGGGAAGAAGCGAAUAGAAGGAGGCAAGAGGAGGAACGCAAGUUGCAAGAGUAUGUUCGACGAAAUCAGCCGGUGCGUUUACCGAAAGAGAACGAUAGAAAUUGGCAGGAGUACAUAAGGAGAUUAGACGAAGCGAGACAGUAUAAUCGGUCAAGUUAUCCGGGACCAGGAAACGGAAGAAGAAACCAUGGUCCGUCAGCCCCGACGAAUAUCGACCCGCGGAACUAUGUGGACGAGAACAGAAGAAGAGAAGCUGCGAGGAGAAUUGAGGAAGAAAGGAUCAGCGAACAACAAAGACAGCAGCAGGAACAGCUACGGAGAGAAGUUCUAAGGCGAGAAGAAGAGGCUAGAAAGCUGCAGUCGAGAAGAUACGAGGAGGAAAGAAAGAGGCUAGAAGCGACGAGGUUAGAAGAAGAAAGAAGAGCGAAAGAACUAUUAGAGGAGGAAGCUAGAAGAAGUCAGGCUGGAAGGACGAGACCAUUGGAGAAUAUCAGACCGAGCUACGAGGAUCGUAGACGAUUCGAGGAGCACAGAAGGAGACAUGACACGAGUCUUAUUCCAGGCAAUUUAUAUUUGAACGAGUCCAGGAGGGCCAUGGAACUUCAGAAACAAAGACUGGAGCAAGAGAGAAGAAGGCUGGAGGCUGAAAGGCGAUGGCAGGGGAAUAGCGGCAGAGCGAAGGAGGCAAGGCUGAACGAGCAUAACAGUAGAGCAAUGGAAGAGCAACGGAGACGACAGGAAGAGGCCAGGCUGAACGCGUUGCCUGUGAGCGCAAGAAUAAUAGUCCGCCCCGCAGUGUCUUCCGUACCUAAAGUGAUAUCGAGGGCGGACUUCGACACCGAUAUCGGUUUCAUGGGAGUCAAUCCGAAUGGUCCCGGAAUAGAAGUGCCCAACUUCCCAGCCCCGUCUACUCGACGACCACCUGCACAAAGUCCUACACCCUGCGUUUGGGCGGUGAUACAAUGUUGUCCAUCGAGAUCCACUCGUCUGGUGACAUGCUUCGAGACUAUGGGAUGUCCCGGUGUCAAUUGGGACCCUAAUCCUUGCAGAGGUUCCAUCACCCAGGCUGCCAGGGAGCAGCUGGCAAAUUUUUAUGCCGAGAACGAGGACGAACGAGACCGUUAAAAGGAGUGUAUAGAAUGUAGUUGCGUUUUA
Molecule: messenger RNA, 3777 nt
Organism: Habropoda laboriosa
Lineage: Eukaryota; Metazoa; Arthropoda; Insecta; Hymenoptera; Apidae
Product: trichohyalin-like
Exons: 5
Coding region: 538-3747 (1069 amino acids)
Source: RefSeq, a predicted model, not a curated record